AUGUCCGCGCAGACAGCUUCGAAGCCGAAACAACGCGCCGUAAAGCUCGAAGUCCCCAAGUAUGGAGGACUUGCCUCCCACCAACUGCUUUGUUGGAUCAAGCAAGUACGUCGUGCCGCGGAUGCUUUGAACAUCGAUGACGAUGAGAUCCGCGUGUCUUUCGCCAUGUCGUACCUUACCGGUCGUGUGGACGAUUGGGCCUGGGGCCUAACUUGCGAAGACGGCUUCGUGUUUGCCAAUUUCGAUAAUUUCAUCGAACAAUUGAAGGCAGCGUUCCUGCUAGCGAACAGCGACUUCCGGUAUCGCGCGGAGCAAUGCAAGCGCUCUAUUCGUGAGUACGUCCACGAUCUGCGCUUCCUUGCGUCCUGUGUCACCCAGAAGUCUUCGCUCUCCGAAGAGGCUAAGGUGGCUAUCUUUAUGAACGGCCUCAACGACUCAGCUGCGCGCACGCAGCUCUUUCGGACAUAUCCUUCGACAUUCGAAGAUGCCGUCCGCACCGCGCUGGCCGAAGAGUUUUCGGUUCUCCAAUCGCGCACCACGACCAAGACCCGCGACCCACAUGACAUGGAGGUCUCUGCUAUGACAUCACCCACCACCGACCGUCGUUGCUUCAACUGCAACCGACCGGGACACUUCUCCCGCGAGUGUCGCCAACCACGCCGUGCGCCGACAUCCGCUCGUGGUACUGCCGCAUCACCUGCACCCCGUUUCGCGCAUCCCGUUGUCGAUCGCGCACGCGGCGGUCGCGAGUUUCCUCGCGGGCGGGGAAACGGGACUCCUCAGCAAUGCAAGCGCUCUAUUCGUGAGUACGUCCACGAUCUGCGCUUCCUUGCGUCCUGUGUCACCCAGAAGUCUUCGCUCUCCGAAGAGGCUAAGGUGGCUAUCUUUAUGAACGGCCUCAACGACUCAGCUGCGCGCACGCAGCUCUUUCGGACAUAUCCUUCGACAUUCGAAGAUGCCGUCCGCACCGCGCUGGCCGAAGAGUUUUCGGUUCUCCAAUCGCGCACCACGACCAAGACCCGCGACCCACAUGACAUGGAGGUCUCUGCUAUGACAUCACCCACCACCGACCGUCGUUGCUUCAACUGCAACCGACCGGGACACUUCUCCCGCGAGUGUCGCCAACCACGCCGUGCGCCGACAUCCGCUCGUGGUACUGCCGCAUCACCUGCACCCCGUUUCGCGCAUCCCGUUGUCGAUCGCGCACGCGGCGGUCGCGAGUUUCCUCGCGGGCGGGGAAACGGGACUCCUCAGUAG
Messenger RNA from Aphanomyces astaci, 1257 nucleotides. RefSeq lists its product as hypothetical. NCBI's taxonomy places the organism in Eukaryota, Oomycota, Saprolegniomycetes, Saprolegniales, Verrucalvaceae. The record is from RefSeq and is a predicted model, not a curated record. The transcript has 3 exons. Gene Ontology annotation, cellular component: cytoplasm. Bases 1 to 1257 code for a protein of 418 amino acids. Gene Ontology annotation, biological process: positive regulation of cytoplasmic translation. Gene Ontology annotation, molecular function: mRNA binding; zinc ion binding; single-stranded RNA binding.